AUGGAUAACACUGCGUUAAAACUAGUACUUUUCGAUCCAGAUAAAGAUGGUUCAGAGGUUCAAAAAUUUUACCAACAGCUCAAAAAUAUUAGGAUAAAAACUAUACUAAUAUUUACGCAAAAACCAAUGAACUGGAUGUUAGUAAUGGCUUUAAAUUUGUUCGCUACGAAUAAAUUCUUGAAUGUUAUUUUCGCUUACGAAGACAUGGGUGACGUUGUGUUGAUUACAGUCAAUCCGUUUUUGUCUAAGGCGAGACAAAACAUCAAAUUUGUUGGUAACCAGAAUUUCUUCGAGGAAAAGGCGAGACAUUUGCACGGUUACAAAGUUAAAGCUUUGGUAACGAAUUUAGACAAUACCAAAGUUAAAGUGCGACACCACGAUGGUAUGGUACAAUAUUAUGGCAAAGACGCACAAACCAUACAAACCAUAAUCGGUUAUCUUGGUGGAACUUUGGAAAUUAUCAAUUUGUAUGACGUCAUCAACGAAACGAAUCAAAAUCCUUGGGAUAAGACGUCAAAGAUCAAAAAUGUGGCGAAGAGAAAACGGGAAAUUGUUAAAGAGUUGGGCGUUAGUAUUCUGAUCAAUUCGGAAAUGUUUACGUCCAACGACUCGGUUUUCGAACAGAUAUACCCUCAUACCAUGAACAAUCUGCAUGUCAUAACGAAGAAACGAAAGCCCGUUUCCGUUUACGGAAUGAUCGCCAUUAUUGCCCCACCACACAUUCUUCUUGUUUUCUGCGUACCACUUUUGGGAGGAAUAGUGUAUUGGUUUCUUAUAAAGAUGGAAAAUUGCAACCGUUUUUCCUUGUUCGACAUAAUUUUCCACGCUUACCGCAUAUCCUUCACGAAUAUUUCCAGAUAUUUACCAAAAAACAAUUAUCCCCGUCGCAUUAUAAUAAUCACCUAUAUUAUAUAUUGCUAUUUGCUUAACAACUCAUUGCAAACGAAGAUGAUCAGCUUAUUAAGUCUAGUUCCCCAUCAAAAUGACAUAAACACCAUAAACCAACUGUCGAGUAAUUUAAGACCCAUUUACACUUACAAGAAUUACGUGGAAGAAAUUAAAAAGAAGUACAAUGAAUCCAUGUACAAAUAUUAUCACGAAUUUGAAAACAAUACAGGUCCCAUUGAAAGUAUCGAAAAAUACAACGCGUACUCCUUGGAAGAAUAUGACGUUGCAGUAUCCAUCACUAGAUCUAAAAUCCACUAUGCCAAUGGAAGACCCAAAUAUCAUAUAAUGAGGGAAAGUGUGAUGCCUUCGUUCCAAUCAUUUAAAAUCGUGUACGGAUCCCCAAUAAUCCCGAUGGUGAAUAAAGUAAUGAGGAUUCUGAGCGAAGCCGGUUUGAUACAGUUAUGGAGCAGGAAUAUGAUUCACGACGCGAUAAUCAGCGGUGAUCUCUAUCCGGAGAAUUACGACGUUUCCGAAAACAGCAAAGCCUUUGCGAUGGAUUCGUUUGGUGUCAUCAUGAAGGGGAUGUUUAUCGCAUACUUUUUUGCCUUCCUUGUUUUCUUGGUCGAAUUGAUUUGGUUUUAUUUUAGCAAAUAA
This is a messenger RNA of Aethina tumida (small hive beetle), 1542 nucleotides long. RefSeq lists its product as uncharacterized. Lineage: Eukaryota; Metazoa; Arthropoda; Insecta; Coleoptera; Nitidulidae. The record is from RefSeq and is a predicted model, not a curated record. The transcript has 3 exons. Bases 1 to 1542 code for a protein of 513 amino acids.